UCUCGCCAUCUCGCCGGCUGUGUACAAACGUCAAACUUGAAGAAGCGCAGAGACGAGUGUUACGAGAGGUGGAUCGUAUGAAUGUUUAAAUCGUGAAGAUAUGAUAAUUGGACCUCUGGAUGCGUGAGGAAAUUGGAGAAACAUGUUACCCUAGCCUCGUGGAACGCCCUGAAAACCAAUCGAAACCCUGCGGUGUGAGAAAUAGAGUUGUUCCGAAUCUUUGACGUAACCUAAAAACCACAACCAAUCAUGCAGAGAGAACCGAAACCGGGUGCGGUAAAAUCUAACAGCGCGAAGAAAACACGAAAUGCUGGCACACCUGAAAAUCGCUCGCGUAACCCAUCUCAUGAUGUCACAAUUUCGGCGAUGAAUCGAACAACAAACUUUCGACACAGACCUACCAUGGGUCCUGGUGACAUAAUGAUCCCCCCAGGUCUGGUGACGAAAAGACGCGUAGGUGCGGUGGCCAGACUCAACAUGACCUUGGCCCAACAUCCGUCACAGCUUCCCAUGAAAGCGGAGUCCGAGUAUCCUGAAAAUGAACUGAGCCUUCUUUACGAUAAGUACCUGCGAGCUACAGCGACUGAGAUUCUAGUUAAGAAGAAAAUUGCCGAAAAGGAAUGUGCGAUGACUGCUCAGAUGGUUGCCGUUUCAAGCGAGAGACGCGUUGCCAAGAAGAAGGUCGAGGUGGCGAAACUGAGGGAAAGUGAAUUGAGAAGCGCAAACCUGAUGCAGAGCAGAAUCGAUGCCCAAUUAACGGACAUUACCGCGUCCUUUGAUGACCUUCGGAAAAAUAAGGUGAAGGAAAAAUUAUUGGACUUGAAAACGCUGCUCGAACCGUUAGACGAGCUGCAAUGUCAGGGUAUUGUCAUUCCCAACAAUCCAGAGGAAAGCUGGGAGUUUUUUAAAAGCUUAGAAGACAUUGGCGAGGUACUGAAGUGCAUACUGAAGUCAAACGGCAACAAGGAAACCACAUACCGGGAUCUUGCGGACGGGUUACAGAAUUUGACCGACAAACAAACGGAAAUCGAAUGCGUGAAAAAAAAAUUCGACGAUAUUCUCUGCGGACUUCAAGUCCUCGUUUUAAAGGAAGCCUCUGCAUCUUUUGCCGACAACGAUGCCGACGUGUCUUGCAACGUUCUAGCAGACUGACAUUAAUCAAUUAAUUUCCACCUGUCUCAGUGCGUGUUCAUACCGAUAAAGAUUAUUGAAAUAUAGCUAUUAAGAAUUUAAUAUUAUAUAUUUUGUACAAAUUCUCCUUUUAUAAUAAAUUAUGUCCU
Messenger RNA from Neodiprion virginianus, 1280 nucleotides. RefSeq lists its product as uncharacterized. The record is from RefSeq and is a predicted model, not a curated record. The transcript has 5 exons. Lineage: Eukaryota; Metazoa; Arthropoda; Insecta; Hymenoptera; Diprionidae. The coding region runs from base 250 to 1152 and encodes 300 amino acids.